Messenger RNA from Eubalaena glacialis (North Atlantic right whale), 1844 nucleotides. It is a transcript of the gene C14H2orf68, whose product is annotated as chromosome 14 C2orf68 homolog. The transcript has 4 exons. NCBI's taxonomy places the organism in Eukaryota, Metazoa, Chordata, Mammalia, Artiodactyla, Balaenidae. The record is from RefSeq and is a predicted model, not a curated record. The coding region runs from base 84 to 584 and encodes 166 amino acids.
GGUGGCAGUUGGGGCAGUUGAGGAGGCGGCGGCGGUGGCGGCGGUGGCGGCGGUGGCCGCAGCUCCGCGCACAGAGGCUCCAGAUGGAAGCGGCGCCGGGGCCCGGGCCCGGGCUCUGCUGCAAGCCUGGCGGGCGGCUGGACAUGAGCCACGGCUUCGUGCACCACAUCCGACGGAACCAGCUCGCCCGGGACGACUACGACAAGAAGGUGAAGCAGGCGGCCAAGGAGAAGGCGAGGAGGCGGCACACGCCCGCGCCCACUCGGCCCCGAAAGCCCGACCUGCAGGUGUACCUGCCGCGACAUCGAGAUGGCUCUACCCACCCAAGCAACCCAGACUGUGAGGAGUCUGGUGAAAGCAGCACUAGUGGCAGCUCUGAGCCAGAGCCCCCUGGCCAUCAGCUCUUCUGCUUAGAAUAUGAGGCGGACAGCGGAGACGUCACUUCAGUUAUCGUGUAUCAGGAUGAUGAUCCAGGAAGGGUGAGCGAGGAGGUGUCGGCACACACGCCUCUGGAGCCACCCAUGCAAGAGGCCCUCAAGUUGCGCAUCCAGGAGGAGAUUGCAAAGCGCCAGAACCGACACUGACCAGACUGGAGUCGCUGUCCAGGGAGCCGCCCCUAGUUUGGGGGUGCCAGGACCGGUCUGAGCUGAUCUUGAGGACCGGUCCCUCCGCCCCAGAGCUGCCACAUCCACAGGAAAAGGGUGUCACAGGGAUUACGCCUGGCCACCUCCCUUGUAGCCAUCCUUUCUCGUAUAUUGGCCCAUUUGAUCAGCCUAAUGUUCUGGACGUUUUUGAGAAUUUUGUUUGGUUAGCUUGGUGUUCUGGAAGCAAAGAUUCCGGGGAGAGAUGAGGCUUAUGAGACCUUCUGCCAACGUGCUGCUUUCUCACCAAGGUCACAUGCCCCAGGGCAUCUGACCACGCUGUUCCGCCCAGCUCCAUAAGCCCCGUUUGUUAUUUUAUGGUUCCUUUCUUCUGUGUUUCUGUUCACUUCCAUCCGUGCUUUCCUAGAUCAUGUUUUCAACUCUGUUUCUUUGUUCUUUUCUUUCCUUCAUCUUUUUUGUCUCCCAAUCCAUCAGUUCCACCCCGCCCCCCACCUCCCAGUGUGACUGCGUACCUACGGAUGCUCAGGACUUUGGAGAUGGGGUUCUGGGGUCUACCUUUCUGACCAUCUCUCCCAGUAAUUCUGAUACCAGUCAAGGAGGAUGAUCUUCUUUGACGCCUACUUGUGAGCAUGUCUUCCUCCCCUUCCAUGGUUUUUGCAGGUUUCUCCCAUGCUCCACCACUUCACACGGUCUAGGGAAGGAGAUCUAGAAAGAUGAUGCCAGAACUAAACUGUUAGGAUUUCUUGCAGCAAAACCUGCCGGGGUUCAGACUACAGAAUUCCAGCUUCCAACCUCAUCCCUAGCUGUGAACAGACCAUCCUCUGCUCAGGCUAAAAGGGAAUUAUCAAAACAAGCCUGAAACCGUGUUUCCAAAUGUGAUUUAACAGCCUUGAAUGUACAUACAAAGGGAAAUUCAACACUAGCAAUAAUUACCUGUUUCAAGCCCUAGUUGGGAAAAAAAAAAAAAAAAGCCUGAAGAGAGCCCUAGAGGGAGUGAAACAAGCCUCUUUCAUCUGCCCUUCCCCUGCUCUGUGCUUUCUCCUUUCCUACCUCCCAAGAGUAUAGAGUAUAUAAAACUCCCAAUAGAUCCUGAGAAUAAAGAUCCCAGGAAUAUCACUGCUUUCACCUAAGUGAACAUUUUUCCUAAUGCAGGUUUGGGCUACAGUCUGAGAAAUCCACAAGCAAUCCCAUGCACUGCAAUUCCAAGCCACUUCAGUUUUCCAGCAAAUGGGCCUAACCUCA